Molecule: messenger RNA, 180 nt
Organism: Hansenula anomala
Lineage: Eukaryota; Fungi; Ascomycota; Saccharomycetes; Phaffomycetales; Wickerhamomycetaceae
Exons: 1
Coding region: 1-180 (59 amino acids)
Source: RefSeq, a predicted model, not a curated record
AUGGCUUGCGAGAUCUCAGAUCUGGGGGCUGGAAAGGGUGAUUUUUGUAUGACAAGGGUGGUUUUAAUUGGAAAAAUGUGCUUUAGAGUGUUUGGUUUAGUAGGGAAUCUCUUUUUCACUCUGAUUUUAGCCCAUUUACAAGGUGUAAGUCGGUUGUUUCCAUCUUUGGCUGAGAUCUGA